Pieris napi is the source of this 2241-nucleotide messenger RNA. RefSeq lists its product as uncharacterized. Lineage: Eukaryota; Metazoa; Arthropoda; Insecta; Lepidoptera; Pieridae. The coding region runs from base 461 to 2221 and encodes 586 amino acids. The transcript has 13 exons. The record is from RefSeq and is a predicted model, not a curated record. Gene Ontology annotation, molecular function: zinc ion binding.
AGAAGCGCAGUUCACGACGGGUGUUCGUUACGCCUUCUCAUAGAUAAAGUUGUUUUUUUUAUUUUUUAUUUGAGGUUUACUUCGCGCGUUUGUGUUUUGAACGUAUUUGAUUUUUAAAUUAUAUCUGUGGAUAUUCCUGUCAAUUUAUUAUAUAAAAACUAAUAUAAUAUCAAAUAUUACAGGCUCUUAUUUUAUUAUUAAAAGGAUAUUAUUGGUGCAGUUCUGUGAUUAAAAAUAGAAACGACUUGAAAUUAUUACAUUUCUAGUGUUUUUUUAUUAAUUUAUAACAUUUCUGUGCUGUAUUUUGGCGAUUUAUGCUGUAGACGAAAAUAGUUGGUGUUUUUUGGCGGCAAUUUUCUUGGCAUCGUGUAAUAUUUCACAAUCAUCUUCUGUGGAUUGCCAAGAGAUUUGGAAAGAAUGUGUUCAUUGUACACAGGCGCCGUUGGGCGCUAUCCAUAAUAUGAUGCGUACACUGCUGGCAUACUAUGCAGACAUGAUGGCAGCAAGUCGCGGAGCGGGAUGCGCGCGCGACUGCAGCGGACGCGGGGACUGUAUGAACGGGACCUGCCUUUGCGAGAUCCGGUACACAGGAGACGAGUGCGCGGGUCAUAAUCUCCCAUACCAUGCGUGUAUUGGUGGGGUGUUCCUAGCAGUGUCGUUCGUGUGUGCGGUGCAAUUGACGCUAUGCAUCGUUACUGAGUACAGGCGAUUAAAAGCUCCCAACUUCCUAAGAGCUUGCAAAGUUACAACACAGAAGAUGCUGUAUCUGGUCGCGUUCCUGGCGUCUCUUAUACGCGGCGCGUAUUUUAUUUCCCCUGAAGCAUUCCAAGAAACGUGGGCUACAAGUCUACCAUCUGCCUACUAUCCUCUACUGCUGUCCGGCUCAUCACUUAUCGUCUGCUUCUGGGCUGAGGUGUUCCACCUCCGCGAUGUGCGAUGGGAGAGACAGCGUUUCCUCUCAAAGUCAUUCCUGGCGUUCGUCACCUUCAAUGUGAUCAUCUAUUCACUCCUCUUCGCUGAAGUUCUCACCAUCAACGUGGCUAAUACUUCAAGUGAGAAAAAGAGUUUCUACCAGCACGUGUUCAACGGGUGCUACGCGGUACUUCUCUUCGUAGUGGUUAUUUUCUUCCUGAUCUACGGCGUCGAAGUAUAUUUCAAGCUUCGCGGUGAAUUCUUGCGCGAGACUAAAGUGUGUACAAUCGUAACUACAAGACCUGGUCCCUCUUCAGCCGCUGAUGGUGAUGAUGUGCAGGAUACACUGGUCAAGCAGGGCGUCCAAACGGACCUAGCAGAGGUGGAUGGGACAGUGGACCCACGUUCAGUGAACCACUCCCAGUUGCACCAAUCCCGUGUGGGCCUCAUCAGUCAAGCGCUGAUGCUGAUUCUCAUCGUUGGCUUCCUCGCCUCUGAGACAUUGAGCGAAUUCUGGAAAGCCAAGGUUCCGGUGGUAUCUCGCAAUUGGCACGACCUGGUCUUUCGGUUAGCUGAAAUUGGUGUCACGCUAUGGUUCCCCUGUGUUCUAUGGAACUGUAUGGCACCCGAACAAUUGUGGAUAUUGAACCCGAGACGUCUGCUCGCCAAGCAAUUGGACGAGGCCAGGCUAGCCGAUUUACUAGGACCCGGGAGUAACCAGGAUAACAAGAAUGUGGAAACAGACUCUCUCGUUGGUAGCAUCGGUUCUGUCCGUGAUUGCUGGAUUUGCUACGACAGCUCACGAUCGGAUCCCCUGAUCAGACCUUGCCGCUGCACGGGCGAUGUGGCUGCCGUUCAUCAUGAGUGUUUAAAGAGAUGGCUUAUUGAGAGCUACGGCACUCCAGACAGCAUGAAAUGCAAAGUUUGCAACACGCAAUACAAUGUUGAAGAAACUAAUCGGCUACUAUGGGAACGCGGCUUCACGGGCGUCCACUUCCUCCGUAUCACGUUGGCCUUCAUCUGCAUGUCGCUGUCAGGUUUGUUCGCGUGGGGCGUCGUUCAGCUGUACCCGUCGCCCGUCGCACGCAUUCUUGGUACGGGGGGAGCAUUGCUCGUCUGUUAUGUCGCGGCCAAGUAUCUGGGAUUCCAUACUCUAACAGCAUAUCGUCGUGCAAGAGUUGCCUCAAUAAGAAUUAUUACCGAACCUUUAGAUGACGCCGAACCCCAGCUAUGCACCAUCAGCAAGACAGUUACCGUCGAAAUUGCCUCAAAAAAUGUCCUCGAAGAAGCACUUAAGGGUGAGAAAUGAAGUUUAUACGGCAUUCUGUU